Penaeus indicus is the source of this 2470-nucleotide messenger RNA. It is a transcript of the gene sff, whose product is annotated as serine/threonine-protein kinase BRSK2-like. Gene Ontology annotation, biological process: protein phosphorylation; intracellular signal transduction; microtubule cytoskeleton organization. NCBI's taxonomy places the organism in Eukaryota, Metazoa, Arthropoda, Malacostraca, Decapoda, Penaeidae. Gene Ontology annotation, cellular component: cytoplasm. The record is from RefSeq and is a predicted model, not a curated record. The coding region runs from base 45 to 2282 and encodes 745 amino acids. The transcript has 13 exons. Gene Ontology annotation, molecular function: protein serine/threonine kinase activity; ATP binding; tau-protein kinase activity.
AGCAGUUUGAUGUGCUCUCGGAUUACUUACCUGACUCCUCCACCAUGCAGAAGGAGAACAGUCAUCCUCCAGACCACCACCAAUAUGUGGGUCCGUACAGGCUGGAGAAGACCCUGGGGAAGGGGCAGACUGGUCUGGUGAAACUUGGGGUACAGUGCGUGUCCGGCAAGAGAGUAGCUAUAAAGAUUAUUAACAGAGAAAAAUUAAGUGAAUCCGUUUUACAGAAGGUUGAAAGAGAAAUAGCUAUUAUGAAAUUAAUUGAACACCCGCAUGUCCUAGGAUUAUAUGAUGUCUACGAAAACAAGAAAUAUCUGUACCUGGUGCUGGAACAUGUGUCUGGAGGGGAGCUUUUCGACUACCUCGUCAAGAAGGGAAGACUCACUCCCAAAGAGGCGAGGAGAUUCUUCAGACAAAUUAUAUCCGCCUUAGAUUUUUGUCAUAGUCAUUCUAUAUGUCACCGCGACCUCAAGCCCGAGAAUCUCCUCCUUGACGAGAAGAACAACAUCCGGAUCGCGGACUUCGGCAUGGCGUCGCUGCAGCCCGACGGGUCCAUGCUGGAGACGUCGUGCGGUUCGCCCCACUACGCUUGCCCCGAGGUCAUCCGGGGCGAGAAGUACGACGGGCGGCGCGCCGACGUGUGGUCGUGCGGGGUCAUUCUGUACGCCCUCCUGGUUGGUGCUCUGCCCUUCGACGACGACAACCUCCGGCAGCUGUUGGAGAAGGUGAAGCGGGGCGUGUUCCACAUCCCUCACUUCGUGCCCCCGGACUGCCAAGACCUCCUGCGUGGCAUGAUCGAAGUCAACCCCGAAAAGAGACUCACGCUCGAAGAGAUCAACAAGCACGCGUGGGUGGUGGCCGGGGGCAAGGGCGAGCUGGAGUUAGAAAAGCCCAUGAUGGAGGUGGUUCAGACCCACAUCAUCCCCACCAAGGAGAGCAUCGACCCUGACGUCAUCAAGAACAUGGCGUCCCUCGGGUGCUUCAAGGACAAGGAAAAGGUGAUGUCGGAUCUCCUCGACCCGUGCCACAACACGGAGAAGGUCAUCUACUUCCUCCUGCUGGACCGGAAACGGCGGAAACCGGCGUGCGAGGACGAGAACGAGAUCAUCCACCGGUACCGGUCGGAGUCCGCCGACCCGCCGCGGAAGAGGGUCGACACCUGCUCCGUGAACGGCACCAUGUCCCACUUCGAGCGCCUGUCGGAGGGCUCGCCCAUCACGCCCCGCCGCAACAACAUGCCUCACCAGUCGUCGCACACGCUUCCCUGCAGCCGGCGCCGCUCGGGAAACAACAACAGCGGCAGCCACUCGCCUCUGCACUCGAACAACGUGACGCCGACGGCCUCCCCGGUGUCGUCGCCUCGCACCUCCCGCCACCACCACUCCCAGCACUACCACUCCAGCACCACCAGCACCAGCAGGGACGGGGGCGGGACCGUGGCCACGAGCACCAGCAGCCACCAACAGUCCGGCAACAGCACCUCCGACGAGAGUAGCACGCCGUCUGCCCCGGGCUCCCCCUACUCGGCGCCAUAUUGGAAAUCUCGUCUCAACACCAUUAAGAAUUCAUUCCUAGGUUCCCCGCGCUUCCAUAGGAGGAAAUUACAAGUUCCGACAGACGAGGUGCACCUCACGCCGGAGUCGUCGCCGGAGCUCACGAAGAAGUCGUGGUUCGGUUCCUUGAUGAGCACCGAGAGGGACGAGACCUACACCAUCCUCGUGAAGGACAAGGCGCUGGCCACCGUCAAGGCCGACCUCAUCCACGCCUUCCUGUCGGUCGCUGAGCUAAGCCACAGCGUGACGUCGCCGAUGAGUUUCCGCGUGGAGUACAAGCGAGGCAGCACGGGGCCCGCGGUGUUCCAGAGACACGUGCGGUUCCAGGUGGACAUUACUCCAGUGUGUCCCCCUAAUGACCCCAACCCGCUCUACGCCAUUAACUUCAUUCUUCUCUCUGGUAAUAUACGACGGUUUCGGCGAAUAUGUGAGCACAUCCAGUCGCAAGUGUGCAGUCGACGGCCGCCAGCAUCCCCUCGGGUCGGCCGGAAGUUCACCACGGAGCUGUCAGAGUCCUCGUCGUGUGGCUCAGACACGUCAGAGCGGCUGUCACCCUUCCCAGCAGGCAAACAGGGUGAGAGCGACGUAGAGAGUGAUGUAUCCCAGUCAGAAGCCAAGAGCUUGUCAGGAGGCCGAGGCAGCACAGACCCGGCCCAGCCAAACGUCUCCAACGGGCGCAGCUCCUCCGACCCCGAGACCCAACAGUUGGGGUCCUCAGACCUGGCCACGUAGUCCAGGUCUGGCCGGGCCUCCACUGGUAGCGUUGUCGUCACCAGCACCAGCGCCCAACUGCCACAACCACCCUUCCUGCCAGGCGGCCCCAGGGAUCAGGCCAUGUGUUCCGUCGAGAAGAACAUUUGCUCACCAGGACCGAAAUAACAUUAGGGAUGCAUAAUGCUAUGGCAAACGGCUAGAAGAUG